Molecule: messenger RNA, 2434 nt
Organism: Phacochoerus africanus (Common warthog)
Lineage: Eukaryota; Metazoa; Chordata; Mammalia; Artiodactyla; Suidae
Gene: ANKLE1
Product: ankyrin repeat and LEM domain containing 1
Exons: 9
Coding region: 6-2045 (679 amino acids)
Molecular function (GO): endonuclease activity; protein binding
Source: RefSeq, a predicted model, not a curated record
ACUCGAUGUGGACAAUGUGGCGCCGCUCAGCCCGGCUGGGGACCCUGCACUGCGCCGGGGCGCUGGCAACCGAGCCGAGGGGCGGAGCGGCGCGUGCGCACAAGGGCGCCGCGCGAAAUUGGAACUCAGCAGGCCGGGCUGUCAGCCUGGGAGACCGCCAGGGCAUGGGCGCCGCGACUGGCCUGGCGCUGCGGCUUCGGGAGGCGUUGCGGGAGGAGGAGUUGCGGACCGUGGAGGAGCUGCUGCGCCGCGGUGCGGACCCCAACCUGGUCCUCGAGGAUGGCGCGGCCGCUAUGCACCUGGCGGCCAGAGCACAGCACCCGCGGGGUCUGUGUUGCCUCGAGGCCCUGCUGCGCCGAGGCGGGGACCCCAAUGCUCGAUCAGCCGAGGCGCUAACGCCGCUGCACGUGGCCGCUGCCUGGGGCUGUCGCCGUGGUCUGGAGCUGCUGCUGAGCCAGGGAGCGGACCCCACACUGCGGGACCUGGACGGACUCCGGCCUGUGGACCUGGCCAAGCAGCAGGGGCAUCAGAACUGUGUGCGCCUCCUGCGGGAGCUGGAGACCCAGAUCAGGACCCCGACCAGGACACAGGCAGACACCCAGGGGCCAGAACCUGAGCCUGGAGGCCCAGGACCUUGGGGAAAGGGACUGGAUGCCAGCACCUUUGGACCUCCCAAUGUGACACUGGACUCCACAGCACUGGGCAGAGGUGGUGGCAAGGACAUGAGCCUGCAGGCUGGCCCUCGACCCAGCAGCUUCCUUGACCACCCUGACACAGAUCGCAGCUUGGAGUCCCCCAUAGGGCACCGGGACUGCAGCUCAGUUGCCUCCUUCAUCACCGCAGUUGAGGCCUCUGAAGCUGAGGACCCAGCCCCCAACACCUCCUCCUCAGCUGGUGUCCAACGCUCCCAGAGGGUGCCAAGAUCUUUGGGUACCCCACAGCUGGCAUAUCGAGCCCUCAUGGAGCGCAAGGAAGAAGAACUAAAUGCCCAUCUACAGGCUCUGACUCUGACCUUGCCAGAUGCCUCCCCCCCUCCCAAGUUCUUCCCAGACAGGAGCCCAGUCCCUAAUUCCCCUUUGGAACCAAUGUCUGGACUCUCCGACUUACAGUUCCAAAAAGAUGACCAGUUGUCCCUCGAAAGUGAUGAUGUGGCUGCCCUAUGGCUGACAGAGGAUGAGGCAAGCUCUACAGGAGGCAAGGACUCUGUCCCCUCUUGCCGGUGCCCACCAGACCCCACCAUAUCUGACCUGGAGCUGCUGCGAGGGCUCUGGGCACUUGGCGAGAGCCCCGGCCCCAUCACAUCCUUCACCAGACCAUUCUACCUCCGGCAGCUGAAACAAGCCCAGGCUGCUCCUGGCCCAGAAUUUUCAGGGCACAGCCCAGAGCUGGCUGAAGCCCUGUGGACGGGCCGUUUCCCAGAUGCCCAGGCAGAUGAGGACGCACUUGCCCAGCAGUUUGAGCGGCCAGAUCCCACCAAAAGGUGGCGGGAGGGGGUUGCGAAGUCCAGCUUCACAUAUCUGCUGCUGGAUCCCAGGGAGACUCAAGACCUGCCAGCCCGAGCCUUCUCACUCACCAUGGCUGAAUGCCUUCGGAUUUUUGUUCAUGCCAUCUUCUACGUGGGCAAAGGAACACGGGCCCGGCCAGAUGUCCACCUCUGGAAGGCCCUUAGCCACCGAGGGCAGCUAGGAAAACAGGCCUGCCCUAAAGUGCGCCGCAUCUUGGACAUUUGGGCCAGUGGUCGUGGCAUUGUCUCCCUGCAGUGCUUCCAGCAUGUGGUUGCCGUGGAGGCUUACACUCGAGAAGCAUGUCUUGUGGAUGCUUUAGGGAUCCGGACCCUGACCAACCAGAAGCAAGGACACUACUACGGAGUAGUGGCUGACUGGCCACCCACCCGGCGCCGCCGCUUGGGGGUGCAUCUGCUGCACCGUGCCCUCCUUGUCUUCCUGGCUGAGGGUGAGCGAGAGCUACGGCCCCAGGACAUCCAGGCCCGUGGCCGAGCACUGGGGAAUUGGCCAUCCAGCCUUGGUAGAGAUCAGGGUGUCUGAAUGUUCCAGCUACCCUGUACUGAGAGCAGCCCAUCUCCUGCUGCAGAAGAGAUGUCCAGAACACCAGGCCAGAUGUCCCCCGGAACAGAGGAAAGAUUUUAUUACAUAUUGGAACUGCUGGAGAGGUAGUGACCUCCCUGUCAUGGGAUGAGAAUAAGGGUAUGUGGGGGGAGAAACAUACAUUUGGAACAUUCUGGUGCUUUGAAACAUGCCAGUGCUUUGGCAGUUUGAUUCUAUCUGGGCUUAUCUCCCAGACACAGGGGACCCAGAAUGUAGGCUGGCCUGAGGGCUUCCCCAGCCACCCAGCUCAAGAAGGGACUCUGCCCAGCUCAAGAGUCAGGCUUGGAGUUCCUGUUGUGGCACAGAGGGUUAAGACCACAGCAUAGUGU